This is a messenger RNA of Pectinophora gossypiella (pink bollworm), 5406 nucleotides long. RefSeq names its product calcium/calmodulin-dependent protein kinase type 1 (gene CaMKI). NCBI's taxonomy places the organism in Eukaryota, Metazoa, Arthropoda, Insecta, Lepidoptera, Gelechiidae. Gene Ontology annotation, molecular function: calcium/calmodulin-dependent protein kinase activity; ATP binding; calmodulin binding. The transcript is spliced from 2 exons. The record is from RefSeq and is a predicted model, not a curated record. Gene Ontology annotation, biological process: protein phosphorylation. Bases 162 to 1247 code for a protein of 361 amino acids.
UCUGACCUUGGGCGCCCUGCGCAUUCCGUAUCCGUGAAGUGAAGCCAGAGUUUAUUGUUCUGUGUAGGCCAGUCCAGUCAGUCUCGAUUCGAUAUAGCUACGUAGGCACGUAGAUAAUUUAGAUAAGUAGUGUUUCAAACCUGUAAACGUGGGGCUCCAAGAUGCCUCUUUUUGGUAAAAAGGAUUUUGGUAGAAAAUCGAAGAAGGAGAGUCGAGACUCAGAGAAACAACCUUCCAUCGAGGACAAGUACAUCGUCAAAGAUCUGCUGGGCACGGGAGCGUUUUCUGAGGUGCGUCUCAUUGAGAGUAAGGAGAAUGGACAGCUGUUUGCAUGCAAGAUCAUCGACAAGAAAGCUUUAAAAGGGAAGGAGGAUUCGCUAGAGAAUGAAAUCAGAGUAUUGAAAAGAUUCAGUGAACAAGCUAAAAGUGACGGUGGUGAAAAGAAGAUGUUUUCACAUCCCAAUAUUGUUCAGCUGCUGGAGACUUACGAGGACAAGAACAAGGUAUAUCUUGUGAUGGAGCUAGUGACGGGAGGGGAACUGUUUGACCGUAUUGUCGAGAAAGGUUCGUAUACCGAGAAAGACGCGUCCAAUCUCAUAAGGCAGGUGCUUGAAGCUGUGGACUACAUGCAUACACAGGGAGUUGUGCAUAGAGACCUGAAACCUGAGAACCUCCUGUAUUACAGUGCUGAUGAGGACAGUAAAAUUAUGAUCAGUGACUUUGGUUUGUCUAAGAUAGAAGACUCUGGCAUCAUGGCAACAGCAUGUGGUACCCCUGGGUAUGUGGCACCAGAGGUGUUAGCUCAGAAGCCUUAUGGUAAAGCAGUGGAUGUGUGGAGUAUAGGAGUCAUAUCAUACAUUCUGCUGUGUGGAUAUCCUCCAUUUUAUGAUGAAAAUGAUGCCAAUCUAUUUGCCCAGAUUUUGAAGGGUGAUUUUGAAUUUGACUCUCCUUAUUGGGAUGAUAUUAGUGACUCAGCCAAAGAUUUCAUACGGCAUUUGAUGUGUGUAGAUGUGGACAAGAGAUAUACUUGCAAACAAGCAUUGGCCCACCCAUGGAUUUCUGGUAAUGCCGCCAGCAACAAGAAUAUCCAUGGUACUGUGUCCGAGCAGCUCAAGAAGAACUUUGCAAAGUCCCGCUGGAAACAGGCGUACCAUGCGACCACUGUUAUCAGGCAGAUGCAAAAGAUGGCGCUCAGCAGCAGCAGUUCAAGUCGCAACACCAAUGCAAACCCUCAAACCAAACAAUAGCUGUUUCACCGACAGCUGGCAUGCACACCCAACUCUUGACUGCAACUACAUGCUUGAUAAGGUACUUAAGUCUUUGUUAUUCAUGACAUGAUAAUGAUCUGAUCUAAUUCUCAGUUUAUACACCAAAUGGUGCAACACUUUUAUUAGAUAUAAAUGUAGAACCGUCACAUUGGUUAAUUGAAAUUCAUUGCUGAAUGAACAGUUGUUACUAGACACAGCUCAGAUUUGUGUCAUCACUAAAUUUGUAGCCAUGUUGUUUGUAAUUGAUAUCAGUCUGAAAUUUAAUUGGAGCAGUGCUUAAAAUAUUAUUAGACAUGUUAAGGUAAUGAUGAAAUCAACGAACUGUUAAAUAAGACAUUAUCGCUAGUCAAUGUAUCAUUUCUGCUUAUAAUUAUAAAACUAAAAAAUGUUUCAAAAAUAUGUUAUCUGAAUAUCAUAAUGAGGUUUAUAGUAGGUUACAAAAUAUAUUUCGUGACUUUCAUGCUGUCUAAAUCUGAUCUGCUACUAAACUGUUGCCAUUGCUACCACAUAGGAUCUGUCUUGUUAAACUAUCAAAAUAUGACACAUAAAACACACAAGGAAAGAUUUUGUGUAACAUGUCCUCUAUGAAGUUAUUUUAAAAAUAUUUUUAAAUACCUACCCUUGAAACUUCUUCACUUACUUACCUUUGAAUAAUAAGUAGGUAGGUAAUAAAUAAUGUUCUCUUUAAACAUACUGACUAAUAGUAAUUAUUCUUAGGUACGGUGAUAAUCACUUAUUAAAUUAAUAAUAAGAUCUGUUACAAAAUAAAUUAGAAUAAAGUGAUAAUAUUACAAAUUAAAUGUAAUGAUUGACAUGAGAUAAGACAUAGAUGGAAAAAGGUUGGAAGAGUGGAGUUGACAUCAAAAGGGAAAACAAAAAAUGAGCUUCAGAUCUGACUUAUCAGUACAAAUUAUAAUGUUUACUUGAUCUUUACAUUUUACCCAGGCAACAAAAACAUCUUUAUUGACAAUCAAUAAGUUACUAUUUUAUUGAUUACUGCACUUAAUAACUAAACCAAUAGUCAUAAAACCCCUGUAUAUUCCCUAAAUAAAUAAUGAGUUAAAUUAUUUUACUUAAAGAACUUGGAAUUGUUUAUUUGUACCUACUUAUUUUGAUUCAAGCUCUAGAUGUUCAUGAUUAUGGACCCAAAGAAAGUUGUAUAUCAGCAGAAGUGAUCCCUGUUUAGUGUGGAGUAAAUCCACUGGUUAUGUAUGUAGAUCUGUAACUAUAUUAUAUCCUAUUUAAUCCCUUCAACGUAGUUGUUUUUGAAAAAUAUGAGUCAUAUAUAAUAUGCUAUACCUAGUGUAAGUUUUAUGAUUCUGAAUUUGAAUCCUUCCUAUCUCUGUUACCAUAUAAAUAUCUAUUUCUUGUAAGUUAAUUAGCGGUUAUACCUAUAUUGCACUGUUGAAUUCAAUGUUAUCUUAUAAUAAUACUCUUAACUGUGACUAAAAUAGAUAUAGUGCAUAUUUAUACAAAAAAUAUUUGUAAAGUCAUCAAUAUCAUCAGCAUUGGCCUAACAAAGUUUAUUUGGAGGGUCGCAUAAUGUAAAUGUGCGGAACAUUUUGAUUUGACUUAGGCUGGCAUGACAUUGACCUACAGAAUAGAGAUGAUUGCAUACUGUCUGUAGAUCUAGAUCCUUCAGAAGGUCUUGUGAAUCUCUUCACAUAUUUACUAGGAACAUUAAUAGCUAAUUGUUCUGAUCCAGUUUUAAAACAUAGCCUAUACAUUUAAGGUAUAUACCGACAGCUUCGAUGUUCGAAUCAAGUACUUUACUGUGUUAUAGGAUUGUAUGCAUCUGUGUGUUGAUUAACACAUGUUCAGAAAUCAAUCAAUCGGUGACUGCGCAUGGCUGCUUGCUUGCGACUAUAUUGCACAUAUCUUAUGUUUUUCCUUACAAAGUUUUUUACCUUAUCCCAUUUUAUUAGAUUGGAGUUAGAAUUCUCAAUCUUUGUUUAACUUUAUAAACAAAAAUUGAUAAUAUUUUUUAAUAUGUACUUUGCUAUAAGAAUUAUUACGACAUUUUAUCAGUAAGAUUACAGAGCGAAGCUAUUUUUGGUUGAUAUACAUUUUUAUAAUAUUGAGAAAUCAUAUCAAAAUUUGACAUUCCUUUUUGGAUACACCUUUUAUUUUUAAAAUUUCUAUUGAAACUACUUAACAUUCCAUUGUUCAGUAUUUUAUACUUACCAAUAAUAUGAAACUGUAUUGUGAACUGUGAACUAGUGCAACAACCAGAUUGUCAUAUAUUUUACAGCAAGUCGAAAAGUAAAUUAAGUACGAUUUAAAAGAUUUACAUUCCAGACACGGUAUUUAUGGAGGACAUUAAAAUUUGAGAUGUACGAAUUUGAUUUUUAAGGGCAUUUAUUAACUUUAAUUAUUUACAACAUGUUCAAAAUAUCUUAUUAAUAAUGUACACAUGAGAACUUAUGAAUCAUUUUAAGACGAAACAUUCGAUAAUUUGUAUGUAUUUUAUUUCAAAAUAGAAUAAUUUUCCGUCCAUGGAUUUCUCUUGUAGCAGCUAUGUUAUUCCAGCUAUUUUAUUAAAUCCAUGACAGAAUAGCUCAACCAAUAUUGUUACUUGUUUUCUUAUUAAACUCACAUUAUUAUUUGGCUUGGCUAUAACAUACUCUAAUAACGAAUGAUACACCUAUGUAGCUCACAUCCUAGUGAUCAUAUUAUAAUAAGACAUGGAAUUGAAAUUCUAUAACUGUUUGUUGAGUGUUGGUUUUUAUUUUAUUUGACACGCAUCAUUAUUUUUGUAUGUAGUGUUCCAAAUUGACGCUCAACAAUACAUACAAUGAGCACUUAAACAGCAUUCUUAUAGCUUUUUGUACUGGUACUACAGCGGGACGCGAUGCGUAUCUCCUGACGGAUAAUGCUUCUGUAUUAUCAUAAUAAUUAACGCUUUAUUGUUAUUAUAUAAAGCAUCGCGCUGCUUGAGUCCUUAUAUUCGUGUAGAAAUAUGAUGAGUAAAUAAUCUCUAAGUAUGACUGUGUAUUUGUAAAUGCGCCUUAAUAUCUAUGUAAUUAAUUGUUAUAAAUAGUUCUUCUUGUCCGUGAAUUAUUUUAGUCACGAUUAUCACCAUGUUUCUAUUAUUUUACUUUAGAGGCUUAUAAACAAUUCUCAAAUAGUUUCAUCUAACGUAAAACGUUUACAGAUCAUUUUAUUAGUGCCAUUUUAUUAUUAUACAAUUUUAUUUAAAUUCAAGAAUUUUUCAACGUUUUAAAAUAUUUAUUGAAUUUAUAAAAAAUAUAAUGUAAAAUUAAAUUAUAUAACACUUGACUUUGUUUAUUAUGAAUUUAUGAUAUAGGGAGAAUAAUUCUUAGCUACGCACAAUAUUUUAAAUAUAAUUUUAGUGUUUUUACAUUUAAGUAUAAGAUAAUUGUGUUGCAAAUAUAUGUUUAGUGUAUCAUGUAUUUUUUUCUGCACAAAAUCUGUUUGUCUAUAUAGUCAUGUAUUUAUUACUAGAGAUCUUGCCAUAAUUCUGCCAUAUCUUUUAUAUUCCCACGUUGCUCUCUUCCUCACUUGUUACGUUGUUCAGUUGUUCACUGUGCCAAAACCAUAUCAUGAUCAGUGAUAGAUGUUGUAUUUGUAAUGUAAGAGUCCUUAUAUUUGUUAGCCAGUAUAAUAUGGAGAUUAUAACUUUUCACAACUUACAGUGUCAUAAGCAAUGCUAAGUGUAAGAUGUUCAAGUUCCUUGUCACUUAAAUCUAUCUAUUUCUUUAUUCAUUAUUGUACUUUUUAUUCUAAGUGUAGAAAAUAUUGCUAUUUUUCGAGGGUUAUUAAGUAUCUUUGUAUGUUGUUUUAAAUUAACAUACACAAUUUAUUUUAUUUUUAAGCACAAUAGUGUAAGGGCUGGGAUAAAUUUAAAUGUCGACAAGUUUGUUUUUGUGUACCGCGCGACUUCCGCUAUCGUUUGGGUCUUUGGUUGUGAACUUUUAUUUCUUUCAAUGGACAAUCUUACAUGACAGAAUCGGUAGAGAUGCGUAAUACUGUGGGUAAAGAUCUGAUUACUAUUGAAUUACUAAUCUUGUGAUUUAGAUUUUAUACUUCUUGUUCAAAACAAUCAAAAUUUAUUAGUAGAUUGUUAGAUGUUAGCUAUAUUUUCAAUGUCAUUGUAAAUAAAAUGCCAACUUGUUGA